Molecule: messenger RNA, 2217 nt
Organism: Cryptomeria japonica (Japanese cedar)
Lineage: Eukaryota; Viridiplantae; Streptophyta; Pinopsida; Cupressales; Cupressaceae
Product: CBL-interacting protein kinase 2
Exons: 2
Coding region: 803-2113 (436 amino acids)
Biological process (GO): protein phosphorylation; signal transduction
Molecular function (GO): protein kinase activity; ATP binding
Source: RefSeq, a predicted model, not a curated record
CAAAAUCGCUGAUCGUAAUUUCCACGCACUUAUCUUAAAACAGAUUUGACGGAUCUGCACGCCACGUGGCACGCGAUGACGGGUCCUUCCCAGCUAUAAAAGCCUCUGAUGGGUUUCGUCCCGUUGCCGGUUCGGAUCAUAUAGACGCACCUGCAGGGCAUCUGUAGGUAGCCUGGCGCGGAACGCUGCAAGAUGUGCUUAACGGCACCCGACCGGUCGGCCUGUACAUUGUUCACAGGUCAGUUCGCCAUUAUUAUUGAAGAAAACAUCAAUAUAAGAAGCUUCAAAGCGCAGAGAGAAGUUCCGCGUGAAUUGAGCUGCCGUGGUGAGACUCGUACUCGCGAUCUCUUCUAUUGCGGGGACGGUUGAGGGAUUAGAUUUGCAGCAGGCGGCCUCUGUUUCCGGUGUCCGAAACAAAAUACAUUGUUCACAGGUGCGACAUUAUUAUUGAAGUAAAUAAAAAUAGAAGAAAAGCUUUGCAAAGCUGAGAACACGUCCGCGUGAAUUGAGCUGCCGCGGUGAGACUCGAACUCGCGAUCUCUUCGAUCGCGGGGACGGUUGAGGGUUUUGAUUUGCAGUAGGCGGCCUCUGUUUCCGGUGUCGGAAGCAAAAUACAUUAUUCACAGGUCAGUGCGCCAUUAUUAUUGAAGUAAAUAGCAAUAAAAGAAAAGCUUUGCAAAGCUUUGAAGAGGUCCGCGUGAAUUGAGCUGCCGUGGUGAGAUUCGAACUCGCGAUCUCUUCUAUCGCGGGGACGAUUUAGGGUUUGAAUUUGCAAUAGGCGGCAUCUGAUUCCCGAAUCAAAAUGGAGAAGAUGAAGAAAGGGAAUCUAAAGGAGAAUAUUCUGCUGGGGAAGUACAAGAUGGGGCGUCUGCUUGGGCAGGGCAACUUUGCCAAGGUGUACUGCGCAAGGAAUCUGGAGACGGGUGACAGCGUGGCAGUGAAAAUGAUGGACAAGGAGAGCAUUACACGUGUCGGGAUGAUGGAGCAGAUUAAGCGAGAGAUUUCUAUCAUGCGAUUGGUCCGACACCCGAACAUUGUCCAGCUGUAUGAGGUGAUGGCCAGCAAGGCAAAGAUUUACUUCGUGAUGGAAUACGUCAAAGGAGGUGAGCUGUUCAACAAGGUGUCCAGAGGGAAAAAGCUCAAGGAGGACGUGGCACGCAAGUAUUUCCAGCAGUUGAUCAGCGCCGUCGAUUUCUGCCACAGCCGUGGGGUCUACCACCGCGAUCUCAAGCCCGAAAAUCUGUUACUUGACGACAACGGCAAUCUCAAAGUCUCCGACUUCGGCCUUAGCGCGUUGCCAGAUCAGUUCCGUCAGGACGGGCUUCUCCACACGACAUGUGGCACGCCUGCCUACGUUGCACCUGAAGUGAUCCUACGUAAGGGCUACGAUGGUGCCAAGGCGGACAUCUGGUCAUGUGGCGUCAUCCUAUUCGUCCUCCUCGCUGGCUACUUGCCCUUCCACGAUGCCAACCUGGUAUUGCUCUAUAAAAAGAUAUACAAAGCCGAGUUCAAAUUUCCAGCCUGGAUCUCGCGUGACGUCAGGAGAAUCAUCUCGAAUAUUCUUAUACCGGAUCCGCGUACACGCGUCAGUAUCCCGCAGCUCACGGCGACCCCGUGGUUUAGAAAGGACUUGAAACAAGAGCCUGCACACGUCAUAUGUGAUGACAUGGACAAGAACAUUGAUGACGUGGACUCCGCGUUUGAGUCCAAGCCGACGUGCCUCAACGCUUUCGACAUUAUAGCCCUCUCCGUGGGGUUAGACCUGUCGGGUCUGUUUGUUGACAAGGCUGUAAAGCGCGAGUCCCGUUUCACGUCGAAACAGUCAGCGUCCAGCAUAAUGUCCAGGCUGGAAGAGAUUGCCACGGUGUUGAAGUUUCGGGUGAAGAGAAAGGAAGGGAAGGUGAAAAUGCACGGGUCGGAGCAAGGGCGCAAGGGACACCUCGCAAUAGCUGCUGAGGUGUUUGAGGUGGCACCUUCGUUGUGCGUUGUGGAGGUAAAGAAGGCCGGGGGUGACACGCUGGAAUAUAAUAAGUUUUGCAGCCAAGAUUUGAGGCCUGGUUUGAAAGAUAUUGUGUGGGCUUGGGAAGGGGAUGAUGUUCAUGUUGGGGCUUGAUAUUUUUAUGGUUUGGUACCUAAAGAGCUUUGUGCAUAGUUGGGAGCUUCCUGUAAUAUAAUGCUGAGUGGAUCAAAAUAAUAUUUAUAUUAUUAUUAUGUUAA